AUGUUGCUUGUGCUUACAGACGUGCAGUUCGAAGACAGGCCCGGCUGGACAAAGGCAAUGCUCAGACGAGUGGCCAAGAGCUUCAAGGUUCCAGAUUUCAUGCACCCAGAGCGGACGGCUCGGGACUUCGGGGCCACGCCAGAGUUCUGGUUUGGUACCGGCAAGGCAGGUGCCAAGGCCCACAUGGACUCCCACGUCCAGGCAACCGUUUCGGUCCAGAUUUCUGGUCGGAAACGAUGGCGGUUGAUGCCGCUUCGACAACGUGAUGCGCCAUUCUUGGCCAUGAUAUAUUCAGAUGGUCAGCCUUACGAGAAUGACGAAGGUUGGCAGCCUCUUUUCGAAAUAGUCUUGGAACCUGGAGAAGGCCUCUUCUUCCCGCCUGGAAUGAUCCACGAGACCAUGAACGUGGGUGAUGUGUGUGCCUCCUCUGUGACUUUCCAGUUUAACUACCCGUAUGCGGCCCGAUUCUACAGGCGCUUUUUCCCACGGGUACGGUAUACCGCGGACAUCGGCGAAAGUUGGGUGCUGAUCAAAGAGUGGGCGCGGUUGGGACUCCACGGUGACAAGAAGGGCAAGGGCGAGCCCUACGACCAAGCCAGGCAGCGUGCUGAUGUCGGCAAGCAUUUCGCCAAGCUGGACAAAGACGGAGAUGGUCGACUGACUGAGGCCGAGCUCAGCUUUCUAGACAGUCCUGCGAUAAACGCCAUCGCUUGGCAUGACUUGGAUGGCGAUGAGGCCAUCAGCCUUGAGGAAUUUCGUGAGGGUUUCGCAUACUGGUCAGACGUAACCAGCUCCGCCAUCAAAGCGACGCCUAAGGAAUGGCGUAAGUUUCAGCUCUUCGGCACGAUCGAAAACUUGGAGGACAUCCCACAGGGGCUUGCCAAGAAGAUGAGACAGGCAGCGCUCGCAGAGGAACGACGACUGAAAGCUGCCAAAGAGCAGCAAUCCGAGUUGUAA
This is a messenger RNA of Symbiodinium pilosum, 957 nucleotides long. The record is from the annotation of a GenBank genome assembly. Lineage: Eukaryota; Dinophyceae; Suessiales; Symbiodiniaceae.